AUGAACUCUACCAAACGCAAGUUCAACGCCUUGCUCCAGGGACUCAGUAGCCCACGCGCCAGCACCGAUCAAGAGUCGCCAGCAACCAUGUUUGGAAACCGAGCAGCGAGCACCAAGGCUGUGGACUAUGAGGCGCUGCUGCAGAAGCGUCGCCGCCUGGGCUUUCCCGAGUCGACUGCUCCACGCUUAGACAACACUGUCUCCUCAGGUCUCACAAGUCUGGCCACCUCCAUCAGGCGAACAGUGUCGGACGCCACGACUCCGAAAGUUCGGAGAGAUGGCUCUGCGAGGUAUUCUCCCGGUGACAGGGAGGAGCUGCUCAAGCGACUGGCGACGUUUCAAGAAAUCACCGACUGGACGCCCAAGCCGGACAGAGUCAAUGAAGUGGAGUGGGCCAAGAGGGGGUGGGCAUGCCAGGGGAAGGAAAGGGUGCGGUGCUUGCUGUGCCACAAAGAGUUGGUUGUCAAGCUGAAGAAGGAGGCUGGAGACAAAGAGACGGAUGCACUGACGGCUGCCGAAGUUGAAGCUGCAUUGGUUGACAAGUAUGCCGAGCUGAUUGUGAGCGCGCAUCAGUCAGACUGCCUCUGGAAGAGACGAGGCUGUGAUGACUCACUACUUCGGCUCUCAUUCAUGAGCUCAAAGGCUGCCAUCGAAGCUCUGAAACAGCGAUAUGUGGAGCUUUGCGCACGAGAGCCAUUUAUCCCAUAUGAAUUCAACCUCCACCUCCCAGAGGACAUGGCCUUGGAUGAGGUGGUUGACCAGCUCUCGCCAGAUUUCUUUACUAAUGAAAAGUCUGGGACAAAUACGCCCAAUCGACCGGCGCUUGCUCUUGCACUGUUUGGCUGGCAAGGCUUGACCAAUACCCGCAUUGGCGCUGUUGCAAACACUGCAUCGUGUCACACCUGCCAGCGAAGAUUGGGCCUGUGGAUGUUCAAAAGUAAAGAGGUGGAUGAAAACGGCAAGAUUGUCGUCCCCGCGCCAAUGGACUAUCUCGACCCCGAGCGGGAACAUCGCUUUUUCUGCCCCUGGAAGAAUGCGACCGCACAGAGCAGGGGACACGUCACUCACAGCAGCAGCGAAUCCGUCGAUAUGCCGGCAUGGAAGAUGCUGCUGCAGUCCAUAAAAAACGAGUCAGAUCUUCGGAGGGUGUACGAGGGCCGGGCCAGGUCGCCAUCUAAGCUGGCUGCCAAAGGCGCGUCCACGCCUCACAAAACGCCAACCCGACCAGCUGGCGGCGGCCACACUCCGCAAAUCUCUGUUGAUUUGAGUGUUGACGGGGAGGAGGAUGAAGCUGCGCGUGAUGCCAAGGACAAGGAGAGAUGGGCCAAGUUGCGCAAGGUCAAGAGCUUGCUCGAUAACAAGCUGAGAAGGUCUGUGAGCAGCCGUCCAGAUACGACGGCAUCCAUCAAAUCCAACAGGUCUAUCAAGGGGGGCUAA
Molecule: messenger RNA, 1437 nt
Organism: Trichoderma atroviride IMI 206040
Lineage: Eukaryota; Fungi; Ascomycota; Sordariomycetes; Hypocreales; Hypocreaceae
Cellular component (GO): nucleus
Molecular function (GO): zinc ion binding
Source: RefSeq, a predicted model, not a curated record